AUGGCACCUUCGCAAGCCCGACCAACCAAGGCUCAUGAUGGUUUGAGUACGAUAGUACAACAGGACUUUCGCAAGAUGCCUGCGCCAACGGAAGACAGCGACCGGCCACCAGAUCCCCCUGUGCAUAGGGAUUUUUCUAUGAUCUCUCCACGAAACCCAUGUCAUCCUGAGCAUAAAGCAUCCCCCUUAAAGCAGAAGAAACAUGCGCCUGGAAAAGAUGCCGGCAACAAAAGUGCCCCCAGGACGAGCGCGACUUGGGCCACCUCGAGCGUUGAUUUGAGGAGUUCCCUUGAAGAAGACGAGUACGGAGUACGAGUGCUUCCUGUUGGCGAAUUCCCUUCAUCCCAGGUGAGGCCAAGGGCAUCCAUUCACUCUGGUGGCCCAGCUUCUCACCCGUACCCUACUCAGGCGCCCUCUGUGACCCAGAAUCCGCAAAGUCGAGGGUGGUUGACGCGAUUCUUCCGAACCGUGUCCGGAUAUUCUCGUACCGAUGAUGGAAACGCCAAAAUCCGACAUAGGCGCAGCGUCAGCGACAUCGCCCUUAACCUUGUGCACUCCAAACGAGACUCGCCGAGGAAUGUCGAGCUACAUGAACUUAUUCGCCUCACUGGGAAGAGCUUGCUGCGUCUUCCGGAAGGCCAUGCUCCGGAAGACUUGAUCGUGCCCACUUGUAUUCGGGCAACAUCACAGUAUCUGAUUCAGAAUGCUGUCCACGUCAAGGGGGUAUUUCGCAUUCCGGGCUCGCUCCGCGUAGUGAAUGCGCUGUAUAGCUAUUACUGCUACGCCGACAAAGAUGGAGACCGCAUCUCCGGUACUAUUCGAAGUGUAAACCUGCCCGGACACAUCCGGUUCACGGUGCAUGACGUCGCUUCAACCUUCAAGAAGUUCCUGUCUGUUCUGCCAGGCGGCAUUCUAGGUUCCCUGGCGGUGUUUGAUGCUUUCGUUGCUAUCCACAGUCAGCUCCGAGGCGAUCGUGAAGCUGGGAGGUUGAAGCAUCGAAACGUUCGCGCAAGAAUGAUCGCCCUUGUCAUCGGAACCGUGCAAUCUCAUCUACGCCGGGAGUUGAUAUGCGCUGUAUUUGGUCUCCUCUCAUACCUUGGGCGAAGCGCGGAAACAGCCACUUCUCAGGAUGAGAACGGAAACACCCUCCCGAAACCAGAUCUUAUGGGUUUCUCAGCUCUCGGUAUCGUCAUCGGCCCCCUCUUGGUUGGAGAUCUUCUCUCUUCAUAUUCUACAAAGUUGGCCAAUUCCUCCUCCGGUCUAGUCUUGUCUCCUGCCACGCCGCCCUUGUCAAAGAGGGAGAAGCUUCGCAAGAAUGCGGAAAUGCGGAACCAACCACAGCCUCUAACUGUUGAUAAGGUGUGGGUGGCAAACGAAGUUGCGACGAUGAUUAUAACCAACUGGCAGGAAGCUGUGGAGCAUAUAGCCAUGCUGGAUGCUCUCCGUCCGGCCCCGAAGACGCGCAAACCGAAACAAGUGACAGGAUCUACAGGAAACCAUCUCUGCCCCUCCAUGUCGGACCCGAUGAUUGUGAAGCCACCUACGGCUUUGUGCUCCCAUGACUCGGCUAGAUACAGCGACUCUCCCGAGCCUGGUACUCCCACACCAACGCCUAGAUUAAGGCUCGCUCAGCCUGGCGACGGUGAGAGCGGCAAUUCUCGCACACUCAAGGUGAAGAGGCUGCGGCCUAGGCAGGCAACCCCCAGUAGCCUGCCAACUCCCACGGUCUCAACCCCGAUCGUAGUGAGCAGGAAUAUUGCUUCUGUUCCCAAGCCACACCAUUCAUCUACUUUUUCAAGUGGGAAGGAAAACGGAGGACCUUAUCAGUCGCCUACGACGCGAAGCCAAAUUCAGCCAAGCAGCAUCCGUCCUGUUCCUCAAAGCCACCCUGAACCAUUCAGCUGUAUCAAGGAACCCGCUAGAAUGGAUGAUGUAAAUCCUAUUGGGGGUUCCUGGGGAAGGCGCCCAAGGACUGACCGGCGAAGGAUGACGGGUGACAUUUACGAGUUUGAUGACGCCAGUUCGUCGUCCUCUAACAGGGAUAAGCUCACUCGACAGAUACCUCAGGAAAAGGGAUCGAGCCGAGUUCUUCGAGAACCCGAUCAGGAACGACCGGCUUGGUACCCACCACUGGGCAACUCAAAUGGACACGGCGAAAUCAUGAAAACACCACCGAAAACUCCCCGAGAAGGUGACAGCGGCCGCAAGCACCAACGUCUCGCAUACGAGGGUGCUGAAGACAGCGACAACUUUAGGGGAACGAUUCAGGCGCAGUCGUCGACGCCAAACUAUUCCCUAAGAAUGGACCAAGCUCGUGCUUACUCAACUUGCGGAUCAACUGUGCCUUCCAGACUCAAUGAGUCCCAUGGGAAUGAAACCGACGAAUACGGCUAUUCUGCACAGUCUACUGAGGAGGAGCCUGGAGCGAUGGACUAUAUGGAACGUUUCGGAUCCCAAUCUUCUGAGCCGCCUGAGCGACCUAUCGAAGGCCGUACCUCGAGUCCCGGAAAAUCCAAGAAUUUGGUGAGGACUAUGGCACAAAUGUUCGAGAAAGCUUCACAAUCUUAUUCGCCUUCUCAAAUCAAGACGAGAGACUCCUGGCAGGACUUGGUUGCAUCUGGCUAUGCUACUGGCCCCACAAUGGAGAGCCGCCUUUUGGAGUCGAGCUCGAUCUACUCUACGCGGAGUUCGGUCAUUGAUACGUCCAUGUCAGGACUCUCUAGGAAACCCGCACGAAGGGGUCGCAAGUCUACAAGUGAUGGCAGUGCUUGGAAGUCGGCAGAUAGCUUUUCGGGCAGCUUCGUUGAUGAUGGGGCUCUCGAAUAUGAUCCUAGUAUGAAUGAGCAUCUCUGCAGGUCGAGUGGCUGCUGCAGCCCUCUAGAAGAGGACAUUCUAGGUUCGGGUUUGCCUUCUCAGUGGGGCGUGAGCAAGGAAGACGUUUACAGUCAAAGCCCAGGUACCGGGUCUAAGGUAUCAUUGAACCAGGCAACCCCCCGGCCCUGCGGCAAUGGUCAGAGUUCAGGUCAUGCAGCUCAGCACUCCCUGCUAGGUGAGGAUGAAGAGACCCCGCGAGUGAGUCGGCCACUGCCGCUCUUGAGCGCCGAGGAAAAGGAUCCAAUCUCCACAGUUCACAGUUACAAGCACGGCAACUCUGACCAUGCCCAGCUGCGAGAUGUACAGGAAAAAUUGGUGGAAGCCACACGUGAGCGUGAUGUAUGGCGAAAACGAGCAGAGGAAGCCGAGAGGAAGUUGGGUUUCUACGAAGCGAGCACAGGAAAAGCGCCAUACAGCAUGUCGCCAGAGAUACCAAGAGCGUGUGCUAUCUCCGGUGCACCAGCAACCCCUGUUAUGGAGCGCCGAGGUUGGCGACGCACCAGCAACGCCAGCGAAAGUGCCAUGCGAAAUCUACACUCGGUGUGUGUUCCUGGAGCGGGAGUGGUUCCUGCAGGGACCGGAUCGCGGCUGUCUUCGCGGUCAUUUUCCGGAAGUCGAGCAGGCAGCGGGGUUGCCGAUGCAAGGCGUAACCUUACGCCCUCGUCGAACGGAUCCGGUGCAAGGGAUACGUCGAUGGGUGUCAUGGAUAUCUGGAUGGCGGCACAGCAGCUGCUCGAGAAGGAAGGAGGAGAGGAGAGGGAGAAUGAGAAGGGUGAUGUUGACCAGCACGAACAUUGA
This is a messenger RNA of Scedosporium apiospermum, 3672 nucleotides long. RefSeq lists its product as uncharacterized. Lineage: Eukaryota; Fungi; Ascomycota; Sordariomycetes; Microascales; Microascaceae. Gene Ontology annotation, biological process: signal transduction. The coding region runs from base 1 to 3672 and encodes 1223 amino acids. The record is from RefSeq and is a predicted model, not a curated record. The transcript has 6 exons.